UGUUUGUUUGGCUCCACACUAAAAGUAAAAAAAAAUUAUUUAUAUUGAUGAUUAGACAUUGUUUAACAUGGAUUAGCAAUGUAGAGGUAACACUGAUCACUUUAAGUGUUUUGGUUUGUAUAAAUUAAUUUUGGUGUUGAUGCAAACUGUGAUCUUUCCAUGUGUUCCCUGUCUCCAUGUGCUUUCUAAUGAGGUGUAUUUUGAUUAAGUCUGGGAUCAAAAGCACAACUUAAUAUUUCUCUUCACUGUUAUGCUCUGUGUGCAGGUAAUCUAUUUUACAUCUAAAAAUGUAUUCUUUUUAUUUAGUUAUUUUAUGUCAUGUUGUUAACUUGUUGUUAAAUACAAACUAUGGGAUGUUAAACAAAUCUCUCUAAAAAUAUUUCUUUCUUUAAUUCAUGUUUAAUGUUUUUGAGAUGUUUUCAAUGCUGAUAAAUGUUUACUAACAUUAAAUGCAGCAGAGCUAGAGAGAAAUGCUGUGGGUCUGGGAUCAAAAGCCCAACUUAAUAUUUCUCUUUUCACUGCUAUGCUCUGUGUGCAGAAAGUACAAGAAAUGAAAUAGACAUCAUCCAUGUCCAGAGAUUCACACCCAUAGAGUGAAAGUGAUUGAGACCUUCAGUGAAGCUCCUCCUACAACAAUCCACCAAUAAAUGCUGGAGUCAAACACACAGAGAAAUCACUCCAUGUGUGACAACUGAAAUCUUCAUGACAUAAUGUUGAUGCUGGUGAAAGAGGAGCUUGAGAAGAUGACAGAUCCACAACCAUGCAGAAUAAAGGAUGAAGAUACUGAGGAACAAAUAGAUAUGAUGGAAGUGAAAGAGGAGAGUCAAGCUGAAGUGGAUGAGAAACAUCAGAUUGUAAAAAUAAACCAUAAUGUUUCACAGAAAGAAACUCUGAAGACAGAAGACAUAAAGUGUGAAAAUAGUUUCAGUGAAGAUGAACGCCCUGCAGAUCACAAGAGGACUCACAUUGAGGAGAAACCUUUCACAUGUCCUCAGUGUGAAAAGAGUUUUAGAUAUAAAAGUAAACUUGAGGCUCAUGUGAGGAUUCACACUGGCAAGAAAGCAUUCAAGUGCCACCAGUGUGGAAAGACUUUCACCUUUCAUUCAGGCCUUUACCGGCACAAGAAAGUUCACAGGGGAGAAAAGCCACACGCGUGCCAGCAUUGUGACAAGAGUUUCCCAUUUACAAGUGAACUUAAGAUACACAUGAGAUCUCACACUGGAGAGAAAGCACAUGUGUGCCAUCAGUGUGGAAAGAGUUUUGCAAGUGUAAGUGUCCUUAACAGACAUUUGAGGAUUCAUACCGGAGAGAAACCUUUCACAUGUCAACAGUGUGGAAAGAGUUUCAGAACAAAAGGUCACCUUAAAGUACACAUGAGGAUUCACACUGAAGAGAAACCACACGUGUGCCAUCAGUGUGAAAAGAGUUUUAUAACUGCAUGUGAACUUAAGAGACACAUGAGGACUCACACUGGAGAGAAACCUUACACUUGUCAACAAUGUGGAAAAAGUUUCUCUCUUGAAAGUACCCUUAAGAUACAUGAAAGAAUUCACACUGGAGAGAAACCUUACACAUGCCAUGAAUGUACAAAGAGUUUUCAAACAAAAUCUAACCUUAAGUCACACAUGAGAAUCCACACUCGAUAGAAACCAUUCAUGUGUCAACAGUGUGGAUAUGGCAACACAGUUUAGAAAUCAGCUGAGGUCUUAUUAAUAAAACUGUCUGGAGGAUCCUUACUAAAAGUCUACAUGCGCACAAAAGGCCAAAAUAUCAGGGGCCCGUUUCAAUAAGGAGGUUCAACAAACUCUGAGUUUAAACUUGAACUUCUGAAAUUAUGAGUUUUCGGUUACAGAAUCGCUGAUCUGAGUUAGUUCAAUCGAGUCUGAGUAGGUUAACUCUGAGUUAAGCGCGUGCAUAACCACAAUGAAAAGCCAUCAUCAAUGGAUCUCAGAUAUUAUGAUUUACCAUAGCAACAGCACGUGACAAAGAGGUCUUAAUCAUUUUUACUACUAAAACUGAAAGUGUUACUGCAAGUGUAAUGCAACUACGAGCUAUAUUUUAAAGAAAGUAGUUGUUAUUGGAAAUUGCUACUCUAGAAAAUGCGUACAUUUAAUUUUUCAUCACAGUUAAAAUAUCAGAAAUAAAUAAACCGAGGACUGUACGUUAUUAUAUUCAUUUUCAUGCAGAUGUAAUCCCAUGGACAAAAAGAUGACAGUAGCUCAGCUAAAAAUUAAAUUAGACAUAAUACUUUGGCAUAAAAGGCUACGAACCUGUCAUGAAUAAAACAGAAAUACCCCAAGGCGGUAUUCGAACUCAGAUCGCCGAGAAUAUGUCAGAACAAACCACUGCACAAAGCACUAUCCACUAGACCAGCGAUAAUGAUGACUGAAUUCAUAAGAAAUGUAAAGUCAACUGUUCAGAUGUAAGAGCACGGCCACAAAGACUGAUAUUAGUGACGUAAGGAUAUUUAUAUAUCUAAAAUGACUGCAAAAAAUUAUAAUUUCGCUCACAUAAAUGUAAGUGGAUAUGACAGAAAACCACUUGGGGUCUCAAAAUCCUCUCGCGAUAUAAAUGUAACUUUCUACAAAUAAAUGCAGCAUCAUCAUCUACAGGAUCCUCUAUAAAAGUACUUGACAUUUUAGUCACUAAGACGAUCUAUGCGCAUAAGUAUAUCAUAUUAGCUUUACAAGUCAUUUCAAUUUACUGUUUUCAUUUUUUAGUUGAAAGUUUAGUGUAAUAUAUAAAAAUGUAAAGUAGUAAGUUAAAAUGGUUUGCACUGGCAAUUUAAUUAUAACUUAAAGACAACUAAAAACAUAUUUUACAGUGUACAUAAUAAAAAUGUGCGCAAUGAAUAAAUGUAUUAAAGCAACUAACAAGAUUAAACACCGCUACUCCUUUUAAAAAGCGGAGGAGACCACAAGAAACUCAGAGUUUUAUCUGCUUUCGACCAGGUUAGGUUCAGAGAGUAAGUUACUCCGGAAACAGACUCUGAGUAUAAAUUACCUCUCCUUCUGAAACAGGCUUGACUUACCCCGCUGUCUCAGGUUUAACCUACCUCCCAUUUUGAAACCAAAAACUUAGAGUUUGCACUUAACCACCUUUCUGAAACGGGCCCCUGGACUUGUUUUCUUGUGAAACGUCAACAGUCGCGGCCCAAGUACUGCUCCAAUUCACAUGAAGCCAAGUUCACAUAACAUCCCAGCAUGUGUUCUUGAUCCGCUCAUGUUAUUGAGGAAGGAUGCAUCAGGAGGUGACUUGUGUGGACUUGUAUCAGCCAAGUUUCCCAGACCUUCAAAUCUGUGGUCAGUUAGUAAAGAUAGGACGUAAUAUUUAAAUAUUUUCCUCUGACAAUUUUGGAUAUGUGAGUUCAAGUUGAUCAGUUUCAUCUCUGCAAAUCCUUCCGAAAUGUGCCGCUGACUCAGUGCAUCUGCUCUGCGUUUCAGUGUCUGAUGGUCAAACAUGAAAUAUUCCCUUUGGAUAUAUCUAACUGGCAUUUUUCUGUCUCAUCAAUUUAUUUCUCUUUAUUAUUAAUUUGAAGUCUGUUAUUUGUUAUUAUAUUUUUAACUGAUGUUAAAGUUAAGUUUUUUAACUUAAAUCACAUAUAUUUUCUAUAGAAUCUGAAUCACUGCCUUUGUACUUUAUCUAGAUAUUUUACUUGUGUUUACUUCAUCUU
Messenger RNA from Misgurnus anguillicaudatus (oriental weatherfish), 3673 nucleotides. Lineage: Eukaryota; Metazoa; Chordata; Actinopteri; Cypriniformes; Cobitidae. The record is from RefSeq and is a predicted model, not a curated record.